UUAAAAGGGAUCGGGAAACUCAUCAUACGACAACAGGCAUCCACAAAACUUCACUGAGCCUUGGUUACGUAUUGACAUCGUAGUUAUUAGUCGUUAGAAAAUCCUUGGAAGUCUAUUUCACUGAGGCAUCUAGCUUUACUGUGGUCAAAAUGUUUAUCGACGAGCGGAUCGUAACUCUGUUCAAACGGAACGCCCAUCACACACUGACCUACUGGAGUGUUUUCUUCAGCUUUGGACUCUGCAUUGCAUUCCUUGGACCUACAAUUUUGGACUUGCAAUGUCAGACAAACUCAACUCUUAGUCAGAUUACAUGGGUAUUUUUUUCCCAGCAGUUCUGCUUGCUGAUCGGUAGCUCUAUUGGUGGAGUAUUCAAGAGGACGUUGUUCAGUGCCCUAGCUGCUUUGUUUGUCUCAGCUCUCACCAUCUCUGUAAUAUUUGCCAUCAUCCCUCUGUGCAAUAAUGUUCUGGUGCUUGCCAUUGCCAUGGCUGUGUCUGGACUGGCAAUGGGCAUUAUUGACACCAUUGCUAACAUACAACUGGUGACCAUCUAUCAGAAGGACUCUGCUGUUUUCUUACAGGCUCUUCAUUUCUUCAUUGGGUUCGGAGCCCUGGUGAGCCCACUGAUUGCAGAUCCUUUCCUCUCGGAGACGGGCUGCGGGAAUCACACAGAGAAUAGUACCGAGAUUAUGCAUCAUUUCAGGAGCAUGCUGAGAAACAGUCCGAUUGCAGAGCACAACAUAACUCAGAGCCACCUGCCCCAUAAUGGAGGGGAAGAGGAGUCCAGUGUGCACUAUGCCUUCUGGAUCAUGGCGCUUAUUAAUCUGCCCGUGCCCAUUGCAGUCCUGUUCUUGAUGUACCGGGAGCAGCUCAUCCCAUGUUGCCCCAGCGGCACUCCUCGUCUUCUGGACAAAGAUGAACUAGCAAUGGAGAACCAGCAAGGGGCCGAGGGCCCUGAUGAGGAGCAGAGGGAGCAUGAAGCUGGAGGCCAUGGGGAUAUCUUUAGCUGCUGUCAGAAUGAUAACCUACGUGGACUGCCAGUAUCAUUCUUUAUGAUUCAUAUCCUUGGUGGAAUGGUGCUCUUCAUGACCGAUGGUAUUGUGGGUGCUUAUGCUGGUUUCGUGUACACCUACGGUGUGUCACCACCCAUCUCACUGCCUCAUAAGACAGCAGGUUACCUGGCCAGUGUCUUUUGGGCAGCGAUCACUGUGGGACGUCUGUUGUCCAUUCCUCUUUCGUACCGUUUUCAGCCUGUGAGACUGCUCAUGUUCAACAUAGCAGGUGCUAUUGUUACUGUGUUGAUGCUGCUUAUUUUCUACACAAGUAGCAUCUUCCUGUUUGUCGGGACCUGUCUAUGCGGGCUUUUCCUCAGUAGCGUAUUCCCCUGUAUGCUUGCUUAUACCGAAGACAUCCUCGAUUAUCAAGGGUGUGCAACGUCUGUCCUGGUGACAAGUGCAGGGAUGGGAGAGAUGGUAAUGCAGGUUCUGGUUGGCUCAAUUAUUCAGACUAAAGGAAGCUACAGCUUCCCACUGUGUGGAAUGAUAAUCGCCUGCAUCGGUUUUCUUCUCUUUAUUGGUCUCCUGCUGUUUCAUCGAAUGCACAGAAAUUACCUCACAGGAACGACGAAAAAGUCAGCCAUGGUGGAGGAACCGGCUACAGAACAGAAUGGAUCUGCCAAAACAGAACAGAAAGAGGAGAACGAGAGCAGCUGAUGGGGGGUUAAAUGGAAUAAUGAAGUAUUACAACAAUCCAUCAACAAAGAAUGUUAUUUGCCAAAUCACCAUGCGCAGGUAUACUUUUAUUCUGCUGGAAAUGACAUGACAUUUGCAAAGUAAAUGCUGUCCUACUUUCAGAAGUUAAAGUUCAAACUCCUAGUUUUUGUUUGGUAAAUCACAGACAAUGUUCAGCAAAUUGUGGAUCUGUGUUUUGUUUUAUUUCGGGAUUUCAAAUUUACAAUGCCAGGAUUAUGAUGAUAUUUACAUGUAGGAUACCUGACGAUUUUUUUCCGUUUUGUUUCGGUUUCUGUUGUUCGUUUUAAUGGUAACCUUUUGUUUCAACAAUGUUUUAUGUGUUUUCAUUUAUCUUUUGGAGCAUGUACAUGAAAAUAUGCAUAGUGUAAAAUAUGUACAUUUAAACAGUUGUACCAAUAAAGUGAACAUAGUGUGUUUUCGACUUUGCAGAGAAAAUU
Messenger RNA from Scatophagus argus, 2185 nucleotides. It is a transcript of the gene slc60a1b, whose product is annotated as major facilitator superfamily domain containing 4Ab. The record is from RefSeq and is a predicted model, not a curated record. Bases 150 to 1709 code for a protein of 519 amino acids. The transcript has 10 exons. Gene Ontology annotation, biological process: transmembrane transport. Lineage: Eukaryota; Metazoa; Chordata; Actinopteri; Scatophagidae.